This is a messenger RNA of Colletotrichum destructivum, 5785 nucleotides long. RefSeq lists its product as uncharacterized. The transcript has 3 exons. Lineage: Eukaryota; Fungi; Ascomycota; Sordariomycetes; Glomerellales; Glomerellaceae. The coding region runs from base 258 to 4919 and encodes 1553 amino acids. The record is from RefSeq and is a predicted model, not a curated record.
CCCAGUUUACCUUUUCCUCCCCCCGGACAUCACCAACCCACCAUUACCACGCCGUCUCCGUCUCCGUCUUCCAUAACUCAAAACCCUCCUCUCAUACGCCCCCCGCCCUUCGAGGCCUUUAUUCUACCUUUUUCUUUUUUAUUCAUUUUCUCUUCCCGCACUUCUCUUUGUACUCACACGUUUUUUAUCUCAUGCAACCUGCCACGAUACCGUCUCAGGCCUUGCGCCGUUGAUCGACAUUUCCGAGACCAGCAAACAUGUUUGGGGGUUCGAGGCGCCAUCGGCAGCCCAAUCAGCCGCUGACUGCCGCAACCGCGAACCCAAAUGCCGCCACUGCCGCUGCCUCAGCAUUCGCGCGACGCGCAUCCAGCUCUUCCCUCUCUUCCGCCGCCGCCGCUGCAGCAUUGCGAUCGCGACCCACGACACCCAUCAAUGUGGCUGAAGUACAAACGAAGCGCACACAGAGACGCAGCGCUUCGGUGUCGUCGCACGGGAGCCAGGAUACUAGAAGAGGCAUGCAUAGAUCGCCUAGCCAGAGCUCCAUGACAGAACGGACGUUCCGCUCGCCGUCGCCACACCGGACCCCGAUGACCGCCGAGGAUGCGCCGCCCGUUCCGACCAUCCCGGACGACAUGCGAUCCAUCACAAACCAGAGCUCCUCCCACAAGAGGGCAACGAGCCUGCAGAUGCAACCGUUCCGUGUUGCAAGUCAGAAGAAACAGGAGGGUGCAGGAUCCUGGUUCGGGGCCGCAGCUGAGGGUAAUAUGGCCAACGUCAGGACGUCAGAUGCCCUAAUGCGUGUGGCCUCUCCAGAGUCUCGCCCGGGAGCUCGACUUGCCUCGCCCCGCCGACCGGAGUCGGUGAAUUCGCGAACGACGACAACCUCAGACCAAUCCCUUGUCUAUGAUCCAAAUUCCAGAAGAAUGGUUCCCAAGGUAGAUUUGCUGGCCAGGGAGCAGAGUGUCCGAGAAGCCGCCGAGAGACCUGUCCAGAAGAAGAAGAAACAGCAGCAGCAGCAACAGCAAGGCCUGGCAAGGAGCGGCUCUCAUCUGGCCAAGGGUACAGUGGGUAGAGUUCAGGGCUCUGCGGUUGUGAAUGAAGAGUCUGCGCCUUUGCCGGCAUCACGGCAACAACAACCACAGGUUCGAGCUCUUACUGGAGCACCUGUACAAAAGACUCUGCAGAAUCAGCCCCAGACCAAGGAAAGUACGCUACAGAUUUCGGCACCCCGAGAGGCACCCGAGCCUGCGCCGGCACCUGUGCAGGCUUCAGCUCGUGCUCCCGUUGUACCUGACCGGUCUUCUACGACGGUUUAUGUGAGACCAGCUCAUCAACAUUCUGCUAGCAGCCCUGAGGUCGAGCAGCCGGUCGUCCAGGAUGUGCGGAAAAGCGAUGGAGCUACGAUUCUGCCACCUUCGGAGCCCCGCCAAGGUGCCCCUGUUCUGGGAAGGAAACCAUCCACAGUACAAGAGGAGUCCGAGGAUGAAUUGGCGAGCUCAGAAGACGAUGCUGAAUUCAGUCAGGAGCCGCCUUCGCACCGUGAAGUUGCUGAUAUUCUCAGAGCAGUGCCCAUGAGGUCAUCAGCACCUCCCAAGCAGCCAUCAUUAUCGUCCGAGAGCACGGCUGUUGAGUCUCCAGUAAAUGUGUCAUCUCAAAGGCAAUCAAGCCCAUCGCAACAAAAGCAGCAAGGCAGCGUCAGAAAUGCACGUGCGCAAUCGGCUAGUCCUGCACGAUCAGCACGCUUUGCCUUAGGCCCAGAUCAACUGGUGAUCAGGCAUGAGCCGCCUCCAAGAUCAGUCUCGCCCCGAAAAUCAGCCAUGAAACAUUCGGCCAGCCCAUCUCGUGGUGCCUCGCCUUCGGAUGAGAGCUCUGAAGCCUCGGGGCCCAGUCGUUUUGGUAGCGAGGUUACCGCAGCGGAGGCCCCAAUGCCACGUAAAAAGAGUGUCCGGGUCAGUUUUGAUGACGAGAACACCAAAGUUGUGGGACAAUCCACCGCGAAACCGGAGAUCGAUUCACCAGCUCCUCCCAGUCCCCAGCAGACCAAACGACAUUGGUACAAUCAUCUGGGUAGAAAUAGGAAGAAGGACGCCGUUGCUCUAGAUGACGACGAAAUUAUGAAGCCCCGACCGGCUCUGCCUUCGUUUGGCAGCGUUCGCGAGAAGAAACCAAGAGAUGCCGAGGAGGAACGACCUCUUGUUCGACCUCUCGAGUCUCCUCCCCCAUCUGACCCCAAUACCCCUGAACGCAACCAAGAACGGGCAGUACCGAACGGCCAAUCCAGUGACUAUAAUAUUGGUACAAUUCUCAGUCAGGAGCAGACGGCCAGAAACGCCGCCAACAUAUCGAGAUUCAGAGAGCCAUUGCCGCCUGUAGUUACAUCCUUGGAGGGCAGCGGGUACUAUUCUCCCACUGGCACAGAUACGGAUGAAGAGGGAGACGAGGUUUUCCAAGAUCCAGAGACUGUACAGGAGCCGGAAUGUACCCUGCCCUCUGAGCAAGUCAAAGAGGAGAUUAUCGCCGCCCAUCCCAAACUGGCCGAUGACGCCCUCCUUCCACCGAUGCAGGUUGCACCGACCCUGGACAAAAGUAUCGACCGCGGUUAUAGGGAAGAAGAUGUUCCUUCGAUAUCCGUCAUACAACCAACUCCCACGCCUAGGGAAACGGCGGGUAAUGGCUCGGCCGACUUGUCAGAGCAAGGCUACUUCGAUGUCCCUGGAGGCUUUCCAGAAGACGAGAGCGAGGAUAGCGUCUCUUAUCCUCGUACCCAACCUGAAUUGGUCGCUGUGAUGAAGGAUCGUCACCAGGAGCAAACGACAGUAUUUAAUGGGGCAGCAACACCUCCUGCCGAACUCGCUCCUCAACCAGUUCCCGCGGAAGAGACCGAAUCAGAGGGAACAAGUAUCUACAGCGACGCCUAUGAGGACCUUUCAGACGUCGAUGGGGACGGAUUCAUGUCUCUUGACGCCGUUGUCGCAUCCCCCGUUCCUAACAAGGUGUCUCACAAGCUCUACCAGAAGGCCAUGGCAAACUCAUCUCAGCAGACGCCUGUAGACUCUCUUGCCAACAACAUUCCUGAGGAUAUGCCUGACUUUUCUCAGCUCUCGGGCAGCUCGCAGCAGCCUGAAGAUGAGUGGGAGAGGGCCAAAGUUUACUGGAGGGGAUUGACAAGCGACAAGCGGAAGCAACUGGAACAGGAAGCGCUAGAGGAGGCCGGGGCUGAAGGGGACCUUGAAGAGGUUGUCCAGCCUGUGAAGGCCAAGAGAAAGAAGUCCGUUCGAAAAAGCGACUCAGCUACCCAGCAGCAAGCGUCCGUCAACCCGGAGCGGGUCUAUCAGAUCCAACCCGGAACGGUAGUCAUCGACGAGGGAGAUGAAGAAGAAACCCCCACAACCAUGUUGAAGACUCUCCGAGGCCGACAGAGCCAAGAAACUGGGCCUGCAAAUGGAAGGCUUCAGAAAACAAUGCGUGGUGGACAAACACCGAUAUCAGCAGCGCCUGGAACAGGCUUGCGUAAGACUUUGCGAUCAGACACCCCGAGCGCUCGGAGCUCUCAGCCGCCAGCGCCUCCUGUCAUGGGUGGCAUGAGAAAGUCUAUGAGGCAGAGUGGUCCAUCCCAAGGAGGGCUCGCAUCUGCAGCUGGUAGCCGUCCAGUCUCUCUCCAGGGCCCUCCGUCAAGCCAAGAUCAAGAUACUCGGCCCAAACACCUUUCCAUAGAUAACCCAAUGUCUAGCGUCGAGAUGGCGAGGGCGAUGCAAGCGACUCUCCGUCGCCGUGCAUCCGAUUCCAGCGAAAGCAGCUUCCGAAGGGCCCGUCCCAAACAGGAGGGCCUCGGCUUCCGCAAAUCUAUGAGAGCAGCCACAGAGACAGACCCGUCGGCAGCUGGUAGAAAUUCGCGCUUCAGCCUCCGGUCGAUGUCUCCCCCGGCCUCGCCCGUCUCGCCGCCUGUCAGCAUGAGUAACCGAACGACUAUGCGCAGUACAUUGCGCAGCGACUCCAGCGAUGGAAGCACGCGGCGCAUGCGCCUUCCCACUUUUGGAAAAUCUUCAUCAAAGAAGGCGGCCGGUAAGCCCAGCAAGAGCCGGUUUGGGGAUUCCAGCGAUGAGGAAGAUGCUGGACCAUCCGGAUUCCGCAGCCGGUUUGCCGAUUCCAGCGACGAAGAUAAAAAUACAGCUCUUGCAACGGCAUCUCGCGGCAUGCUCCAGAGCACGCGAGCAUCUAGUUCCGCUGCAGCUGCAGCGAUGAAGGGCCCUCCUCCUCACUACGAGGCGAAAGCAGAAGAAUCGCCGGAGCUACCUGACAGCAGUGACGAAGAGGCGGUGCCACCACCACCAGUACAGCAAAAACCUCUCUCCCCGAGGAAGGUCUCGGGUGCUAGUGGUCGUCUUGUGAAGUCUCAGUCGGAUGGACUCGGGUUACAACGCUCUGGUUCUGGUCGCGGUGCACUCGUCGAGACUUCAACAACGCCAUCUGUGGGUACUCAGGUGAUGUCUAGGCCGGGCAGCCAUCAACGCCGUGGCAGCUUCCUCUCAGUCCUCCGACGCAAGAAGGAGAAUGACACAGGCAAGAUUUCGCGGCCUAUCGCCGGCGAAAGUGGCGCCGGAACGGACACCAAACUUGAGCGCAGCCCUUCCGAGAUCUCCGCCCUUCGUGGGACGAAUACGUCGCCGAAGCUGCAGAAGCAGUCGAUGCAUGAUAACUGGCCGCUCUUUGAGGAGACCAUUGACGACGAGAAGCGUCCCAUGACGGCGGACAACAGUAAGCCCACGGAUGCAUCGAGGCCGGUGUUCAUGAAGCGCCGGAGCACCAACCAGGUGCUCACUUCGGGCCUACCCGAGAACCGGGAAGAUAUCGACGGCUCCGGCAAGAAGAAGAAGAAGAAGUUUGGAACGCUCCGGCGGAUGUUCAAGCUGGAUGACUAGGCGUCGAGCAUGCUCUGUUAAGCAUUUUGCCGCGUGCCUUGGUCGCCAUCAUCCUUGUUUCCACCAAGUCUUUUUUCGGUUUAUUUUUUUAUCUUUCUUGCGUCACCCAUCCACUCACUCACACCCACACCUACACUGGCCCGUUGCGUUCCAUCAGUUUCGAUAACCACAUCUAGCCCAUAUGAGCUGACGUUUAUCUUGGGAUGCUCGACAUUAUUCGCAUCAAAUUUUUUCAUUUUUUUUUUCAUUCUUAUACCAAUACCACUAAUAGCGGGAGCGGGCGUUCUUUGGGCUUCCCACGGGGAUCAAUAGGAAGAAACGCUUCCCCUCCACGAACUCACUUUCCUAAUGACGCACACCACGCACGCUUCAGAAGGGCCUUUUUCUCCCUCCACUCUUUCUUUUUUUGCGUUUGUUACAAUACGUGCCUUCUUCACAGAGGCCGAGCCCGGUUAAGGGAAGGCAAAUUACAUGGGGAGUACAGAAGGGAAAAUCUGAAAAGGGAAUGGAUGGAUGGAUGACUUCUCCUUGGGAUACAGCAGAAACCCGUGCUAAAGGCAAGGGACACAAGGGAUGAAAAAUGAAGGACCCUGCGUGGUAAUGGCAAACGUGUACAAUUCUCUUUCACUGUGUUACAAUGAUACCAACCAACAACCGCAGGGUAUUCUCUGUACCCAAAUCGGACAAAAUUCAUCACGGAUACUAUUUUGACGAUUUGUUCCGCCACCCUCUUCUUCGGUAGUGGCUUGGUGUGGAUUCCCCACUUGAUUAUGUUUCCCCAAAGAUUAUCUAGCACCCCUGUUUAGAGAGGCACCUGGUCGGAUUAGUCUUGCUGACUUGUGUAAGUACAUCUCUCUGAAGUGCUA